AAAACCAAAGACGAAGCGAGGGAAACAAAGACGCCAUUGUUGGAGGAAGGAAGAGAAGCUACAUACUGUACCGGUACGCUGUCUCCACCGCUAUCUAUCCUCUUUGCCCCAAGCUGCCAGAAGAAACCAAGUCGUUUGUAAGUACUGCACAGUAGAGGAAUCCACAAUUACUGGAGUCUGCCAAGCAAUACUUCUACGGUACUGCAAUCAAAACCUCAACAAACAAGCCAUCUCAAGUAGACAGCGUCAUUGGCCAUCUGUAAUUAUUUGUAAAAAUGCCCAAAACCAGCAAAAAGAAGCGCAAGAGUCGUUCGGUCGUCGGCGAGGAGGACUUGGAAGCCGAUGCCUGCUUCAGUUGUUCCCAGGUAGCCGCGGAACCCUCCCAAGAAAUAGCGCCCGUCAAGCCAUCGGAGCAAAAGAAUUUGGACAACUUGAAGGCAUCCCAACGCGAAAAGGCGCUGUUGGAUCUCUCUCGUCUCGUUCUCUUCAAGGCAUUGGCCGGAGAACCCAUUGAUCGCGUCAAGGCGUGCAAAGAAGCUGGCAUUGCCGGAGACAAAAUCUCCACCGCCGCCUAUGCCGAAGUCAAGGACCGACUGGCCAAUGUCUUUGGAUUCGAACUCAAACGACUGCCCAAAUACAUGGACAAGGCGAAGUCGGUCCCCAAAAAAUACAAAACCGAUCGACUCUUUGUGAGAACACAAGACACGGAACUGGAACAACACUCCAAAGACUUGCUCAAAGUACACACCCACGCUUCCAUUGAACGAGGACUCCUCAUGGUCAUUCUCGCGUUUGCCUAUUGCAAGGGAGCCAAUUUGCCCGAUGGAUCCCGUUGGAUUACCGAAGUCGAUCUCUACGCGUUACUUCAUCAAUUGGACCCCAACCUUCCCGCGGAACCACCCUCUGCCAGUGCCAAAAAGGCCGGAGGACGACAACACGUCCUGGGCGAUCAAGAUACCCUCGGCACUCCCAAUGUCGAUCGACUCCUCGAACAAUUCGUCAAGACGGACUAUCUCCUCCGCGAAAAAUUGACCGAAGACAACAAACUCGUCGCCGAACUUCUCUCGCACAAGGAUCAUUCUUCCAUGAUGACACAAACACAACAAUCAUCGAACGGUGAAGAUGUCACACUCGUUUAUGCCAUGGGACCACGGGCGGCAUUGGAAAUUGGACGGAAACAAGUACUCAUGUUUUGUGCCGAGUGUAUGGACAUUUCUGAUGUCGACCCCACCAUGAUGGCGGAAUUUGAAGAAGAUGAAGAAGAAGCGGGGGAGGAAGUCGGUACGCAAGAAUAAGAAAAGAAAGCAGUGGAGAUGGUAUGGUAUUGAUAUUGGUUGUAUGCAGCAUUGAAAUGCUUAUUGGAAUGCAUGCUUCUGCAUCAGGUUGGCACAUGAUGUGUGGAAGAGAAGAGACGCAAAAGAUUGUAGCUUAUCAUUAUUACUAAAGAGCAAUGCAAAAGUGGUACUGGUGUCCGGUAGGGCAAUGCACGUGGUAGCAAGCAAAAGGUGCUGGAGCAAAGGUGCCUUGGCACCAAGACUACAGCUGGUGUUUUCUGGUCAACAUUCAAAACAAAUUUUGCCAAAGUAACAUUGGAGGCAUCAAUACCGGUACCGGUACGCAGCCUUGUUCUACAGAAAAACUUUGAACACGUUGAGGGCUAGCUAGCUACCUGGAUAUUUUCUUGGGAGGAUGGCAGCCAUUUCCUGUUGUGCUUGCCUUCAACGUUAUCCAAUGUUAUGGGAUUCGAUUCUGUGCAGACCAGAGCUUUCGCCAUGAUGCUCCUCAUCACAGGGUGGGGAACAUAGAUUGACGACCGCUAGCUACUAGUAGUUAGUAGGCUGCCUAUACCGGUACCGUACCGCCCACUUCUUCCCCAACAGCUUCCCCAACCCAAAACAUGUAGCAAACCCUUCCAAAUUCUCACAAUUCCAACUUUGCGAUUCAUUCCUCACAAUAUCAGCUUUCCCAUUCCAAAACUUCGCACAUCCUUCACCAUUCCGACAUUCAAAGGAACAGCAUCGAAAUUAGCAUCCUAUGGCAAGGCAACCCCAUCAGCACUGUCAAGACCUUCGGGACACGACACUGCAGCCUAUGCAACAGGGAGCGACUCGAGAUACUGAAACGAUCCAGAGAAUCGCCAGAAAAGCUGAUCAACUCCUGGAGCAUGCGGAC
Molecule: messenger RNA, 2172 nt
Organism: Seminavis robusta
Lineage: Eukaryota; Bacillariophyta; Bacillariophyceae; Naviculales; Naviculaceae
Source: the annotation of a GenBank genome assembly